AGAAGAAGAAUAGGAAUAGCCUAGCCAAGGAGGUACCCGGUAGUCGAAUUUUUAGUCGUUGUAUUUUUAGUAGGCCUCCACACUCCAUACUUGAGUUCACACAUAGGCCUAGAUCUAGAUCUACGCAUCAUGGCCGACUUGGCAGAGACACUCCUUCGCGAAGUCGAAAGUAGGGAGUCUUUAGACUCACUCGAAUUCUCAAACCGGCAAGGCGUUAAUCAUCAAGCUGUAGUUGGAGCUGUGAAAAGUCUUCAGUCACUUGGCAAUGUGAUAAAUGCAAAGGAUCAACAGAAGAAAAAAUGGCAGCUGACAGAUGAAGGAUUAUCAGUUUUGCAACAUGGAAGUCACGAGGCCUUGGUUUACAAUGCUGUACCAACUGAUGGGAUUCCGCAGUCAGCGCUCAUGGCGUCUGUACCAAAUGCAAAGGUGGGCUUUAGCAAAGCCAUGUCUGCUGGAUGGAUCAAAGUGGACAAGGCUGCAGAGGGAGGCCCCAGAGUCUUCAGGAAAGUUGACUCUAUAGAAGAUGUGGUCAAGGCUUGUCUCGAAAAGAUAUCUAAACUGCAGCUUGAUGAUGUCACAGAUGCCCAAAGAAAUGAGUAUAAGAAGCGGAAGCUUAUUUCUGAAGUGAAAGAAGUUAGCUAUUUAAUAACAAAAGGGGAAAACUUCACCACCUCAGUGAGCAAGCCACAGGUUGACCUCACCCCAGAAAUGAUUUCCAGUGGGAGUUGGAAGACAACCCAGUUCAAACCAUACAACUUCAAGUCUCUCGGAGUGCCUGCUACAACGGGACAUCUUCACCCUUUACUCAAAGUGAGGGAACAGUUCAGGCAGAUUUUCCUGGAAAUGGGGUUCACCGAAAUGCCCACCAACAACUAUGUAGAGUCUAGCUUCUGGAACUUUGAUGCUCUAUUCCAGCCACAACAACAUCCUGCUAGAGAUGCUCAUGAUACUUUCUUUAUUUCUGAUCCCAAGACAGCAAGCGCCUUUCCCAUGGAUUAUUUGGAAAAAGUGAAAAAUAUUCACUCAAAUGGUGGCUAUGGAUCUCAAGGGUACAAGUAUGACUGGAAGCUAGAAGAAGCUGAAAAAAACAUUUUGCGAACACAUACAACAGCUGUUAGUGCAAGAAUGUUGUAUAAACUUGCCCAAGAGAAGGAGUUCAGACCUGUCAAAUACUUCUCCAUUGACCGUGUCUUCCGCAAUGAAAACUUAGAUGCAACUCACUUAGCUGAGUUCCAACAGAUUGAGGGUGUGGUCGCGGACAGGGAUCUCACCCUUGGUGACCUUAUGGGAACCAUUAACCAGUUCUUCAACAAAUUAGGCAUAAAAAAACUGCGUUUCAAGCCAGCCUAUAAUCCCUACACUGAGCCGAGCAUGGAGAUUUUCAGCUACCAUGAAGGCCUCAAGAAGUGGGUAGAAAUUGGAAACUCUGGAGUUUUCCGCCCUGAGAUGUUGCUUCCAAUGGGCUUGCCAAAUGAUGUGACGGUGAUCGCAUGGGGUCUGUCCUUGGAAAGACCGACAAUGAUCAAGUAUGGAAUAGACAACAUCCGUGAUCUUGUUGGCCCUAAAGUCAACCUGAAAAUGGUUCACGAAAACCCUCUGUGUCGGCUAGAGAAAUAAAAGUUUAAAAGUCUGAAUGUUGGGUAGUGCUUGAGUUUAUUAGUAAGGAAUGACAGUGAAGGAUUGAACGCAACACACAUCUUGUUUGAAAAUUGAAAAAAAUGAGCAUUUGUUGUAUGUUUCAUUUUCCUUGUCAUUUAAGUAGUAGAGAGUGAUAAAUGAUAAAUAGAAUAUUUUUGACAAAGAAGGUAGAAAUUCAUAGUAAACUGAAAAAUUUGAACACUGGGUGACAGCUGAAUCAUAAAUGUUUGUAUCGCUCUUGCUAUUUUUUUUUUUUAGUUGUUUGGUUUUGUUUUACUAGCAAGCUGUCUUCUCUUUUUAAAGGCCAAAACGUAUUUAUUUUGUCAGGUGACCUAGAGAAAUAGAUUUGUCUUCAUGGACUGUUCAUUGACCUCCCGUGAUAUGUUUACCUGCUUAAGGAUCAUAUGCUAAUAACAUGACUACGUGCGUAGCCUGAUAUACAUUGCGAAUGGCGUUCUCCAUAUAUAUGUUUGUGUGAACCUGAAGAAAAGGAUGAAACGUCAGUCUAGCUCUAUAUCGUUUCGAGCUAAAGGCCAAUAAAACAAAAUUAAAUUUUUUGUACCAAAAUGUGUUUCCAUAAAAGAACAAUAGUUCUGCCAUUUCUGAACCAUGAAUUGAAAGAAUUUAUCAUUUUGAUGGUAGUAUUGGUAGGGUAUUCUUUUAAAAAGUGAAAAUGGCUUUAAAUAAGAGACUAAGAUUAAUACUUUGGGUCUGACUCCUCUCCCUCAGCCCAGCUCUUCAAGUGAAGUUGAACCCAACAUGUUACAUACUAAAAUAUUCACCGUGACUUCUCUUAAGCUAUAAAUGGCUUAAAAUCAUAUCUUUUUACCCUACUUCACUAAAUGUGCAGUAUCUCAAAAACUACUAGACAGUAUAGAAUCUGAAAAAUUCUUUAACUAAUUUCCUCAGCAUUUAAUUUUCAUGAGAAACCUUCCUUAUCUUAAAAAUAUAUGUCAAAAUUCAGUUUUUAGUGCUUUCUUUACACACACAUAUAUAGUCCAUAUAAAGUAUGCAUAUUUUCAAAUUACUACCUUAGGACUUACGCAUUUCAUCUGUUUGUAUAACUGAGAUCUGACAUCAACCAUUUGUGAUAGCGUCAGAAUGUGUAUGCUAAAGAUCUGUUGAAAAUAAAAGUGGAGAAAAUGUUUA
Molecule: messenger RNA, 2787 nt
Organism: Aplysia californica (California sea hare)
Lineage: Eukaryota; Metazoa; Mollusca; Gastropoda; Aplysiida; Aplysiidae
Product: phenylalanine--tRNA ligase alpha subunit
Exons: 12
Coding region: 130-1617 (495 amino acids)
Biological process (GO): phenylalanyl-tRNA aminoacylation
Cellular component (GO): cytosol; cytoplasm; phenylalanine-tRNA ligase complex
Molecular function (GO): phenylalanine-tRNA ligase activity; ATP binding; tRNA binding
Source: RefSeq, a predicted model, not a curated record